Serendipita indica DSM 11827 is the source of this 606-nucleotide messenger RNA. Lineage: Eukaryota; Fungi; Basidiomycota; Agaricomycetes; Sebacinales; Serendipitaceae. The record is from the annotation of a GenBank genome assembly.
AUGAGCGAAAAGCCACUGACGAGUCAGUCCUCCCAAGAUCCCAAUGUCGAGCCUGUUCAAGAGGGGACCUCUCCCAUAUCUCCUCAGCCCAAUACACCACCAUUCACUGCGUAUCUCCAAAUCGUCUCGUUCAUUGCGACCAUCACCAUCUCCGUAUCGAUUUCGGGGAGCCAGGCGUUUGCGACGGGAGAUAUCUUCUUCGGAACCUCUUUGGAUGGCUCAAGCACCGACCCCGCGUCGAUUCGCGCACUCCAGUUAACCAAGACUUCUGCAGAAUGGUUUGCCUGGGCUGCCGCGACCUCGGCGCUCUCGUUGAUGAUCACGCUCGUGCUGCAGCUACUUUUGACAGACGAGGUCUUUGUACGGCAAAUAACUGCAGGAAAGGGAAUUCCGAGGAUGAUGCUUGCGAUUGGUAGUUGGGUUGCUCUGGCCCUGCAGGCGAGCUCGAUGGCUCUCAUUGCAGAAGCAGUAAAGAGUUUGAACAAACCGAGUGGUGCUAUGAUGCAGUGGUGCUUACUAGCUAUUGGAUUCCCCUCCUUCCUUCUGUACAUGUAUAUCCUGCGCAAGGACCGAAAACGCCGCGAUGGUGUACCACAUGUUCCAUAG